Molecule: messenger RNA, 1308 nt
Organism: Fonsecaea nubica
Lineage: Eukaryota; Fungi; Ascomycota; Eurotiomycetes; Chaetothyriales; Herpotrichiellaceae
Exons: 2
Coding region: 1-1308 (435 amino acids)
Source: RefSeq, a predicted model, not a curated record
AUGUCCACAUCCACUUCAGUUGGGUUCGAACUCAUCAAAGACAUCGUUGAUGAUCUCUACGUUGGGAGAAAAGUCCAUCUAGACUCUGUGACCGCCAUUCUGGCGGAGGUUUAUGGAGUUGAAAUUACCAAGAAUCAGCUGGACAAGAAGAUAACGAAAUGGGGCUUCCGCAAUCAGAGAGUGAAAACAUCCAGCAAAUCCAAGCCGUUGUUUCACGAACCUCCCAUGCGAGUAGUCUUGCCAAAGGAUGUGGGACCACCAGAUGUACACAAAAGACGAGAAUACAUUCUCUUCUACGUACAAAACGCCAUUGAUGCUGAAUUCCGGAGAUCCCGAAGAGGGGAAAAGCAAAAAUGCGAAUUCGAUCCUAUCUGGCUAACUCCCGGUAGGGGCUACAAGACAAGCUGGACAAAACUGUACAAAGCCUCUGAAAAACUACCCGAGUUCGCCGAAACUGGCCAAGUGAACCAGUUUGAAGCGUGCGUGGACGAGAUCUUCGCAGGCAUCCAGCCUGCAAUUCUGGGUAAAAACGAGCUUAACAUUAUGGUGUGCUUCUGGAGAGUCGCAAACGAUUUCCUCAAUGCUGCUGUCAAACGCCUGAACAAGGAUUUGCUCGAGACGUUCUUGGACACGCUGUGCGAUAAAAGACGAGAGUUAUUGCCAGAAAUAAAAUCGGAUCCGUUGGCGCUGCUAUGCACCUCCUUUCUCGAAUCUCCACGAGAGGAACGCUUUGAACUACUCCGCCUGGGUUAUGAAAGGUCGAUCACCCACCUGCAAUACCAUUACAUUGACCACAACCUCACAGUCCCACAGAUGACCACGAACUACUUGAUGUACUGGGACAGGAAUUCCACGCGAUUCCCGAACCUCAUCGCGGAUUUUGAAGACUUGAUUCUUUACACUACCGGGCGAUACGGCUCCGAUGACUGGCGUACCAUCACCUGCCUACAUCAAUUCCUUUACUACACGUUCAGCAUCAGAGGGGACACCCAGAGAAGCGCCCUGAUCGCCGAGACAUUGUAUUCCAGAACCCAGCGGAUCAUUUCAACCUCGAAGAAGAUAACCUGGAACACAGUGACUAAUGCCUUCACACUGGCCUCAGAGGCACUGAUGUCGUGGCACAGUCAUCGGUUCGAGGCAGGAGACGUGCUGAGAUAUUUCGAGCGCCUUUGUGACACACUGGACAAGGGGGACGAGGAAUGUCAACGACAAGCUACAUGCCUGAUGCGUAAGAUCCGAGAAUGUGGUGAGUUUGAGGAGACGACAGAAGAAAUCUUUCUCGCCAUGACCAUGAGGGAAGUAGUCUAG